UACCCACCAGUAAGCUCGCGACCGGCUUGCCGUUUGAGCGCCCUGAGAAGUCAGGGUGGGAUGAUGAACUAACGCCUCGCUUCAGACAUCAGAUCGCAACUCGUCGGUUUGGUCUACCGGACAGUCUUUAGCUUCGACAUUUUUUCGUUACCUGUCAUUUUUAACGAUGUCUGUGGUUGGAUUCGAUGUCGGUUUUAUGAACUGCUAUAUUGCAGUAGCUCGAGCUGGAGGGAUUGAGACGAUAGCGAACGAGUACAGCGACAGAUGUACGCCAGCAUGUGUGUCUUUUGGGCCUCGAAAUCGUUCAAUUGGUGCUGCUGCAAAAAGUCAGUUGGUCACAAACUGCAAGAAUACUGUCCAGGGAUUCAAGCGUUUCCAUGGCCGGGCCUACUCAGACCCGUUUGUUCAGAGUGCGAAGUCUAAGAUCGGUUAUGAGCUUUCACAGAUGCCCACUGGAACAACAGGAAUUAAGGUUACAUACAUGGAGGAGGAGAAGGUGUUCAGCAUUGAACAAGUUACUGCAAUGCUUCUUACCAAACUGAAGGAGACUGCUGAGGGUGCUCUGAAGAAGCCCGUGGCAGACUGUGUUAUUUCAGUUCCCUGCUACUACACAGAUGCGGAGAGGAGAUCAGUGGUGGACGCAGCUCAGAUCGCCGGACUCAACUGCUUGCGGCUGAUGAACGAAACUACUGCAGUGGCACUGGCAUACGGCAUCUACAAACAGGACCUACCAGCCCCCGAGGAGAAGCCCCGCAAUGUGGUUUUUGUGGAUCUUGGCCACUCGGGUUACCAGGUGUCUGUCUGUGCUUUCAACAAGGGCAAGCUCAAGAUUCUUGCUACAGCCUUUGACCAACACAUGGGAGGGAAAGAUUUUGAUGAGGUCCUUGUAAACCACUUCUGUGAGGAGUUUGGGAAGAAGUAUAAACUGGAGGUGAAGUCCAAGCCCAGGGCCCUGGUUCGCCUCUACCAGGAGUGUGAGAAACUCAAAAAGCUCAUGAGUGCAAAUUCUUCUGAUCUGCCCCUCAACAUUGAGUGCUUUAUGGAUGACAUUGACGUCUCUGGACAUCUCAAUAGGGGUCAGUUUGAAGAGAUGUGUGCUGACAUUCUGGCCAGAGUAGAAGCUCCACUGCACAGCAUAAUGGAACAAGCCAAUCUGAAAACCGAAGACAUUUAUGCUGUCGAAAUUGUGGGCGGUGCUUCCAGGAUACCGGCAGUUAAAGAGCGAAUCGGCAAAUUCUUUAGGAAGGAGCUGAGCACGACCCUGAAUGCAGAUGAGGCUGUGGCCCGAGGAUGUGCCCUACAGUGUGCGAUCCUAUCUCCUGCCUUCAAAGUUCGUGAGUUUUCCAUAACGGAUGUAGUGCCCUACCCAGUCUCUCUCAAAUGGAACUCUGCUGCAGAGGAUGGUGUAAGUGAUUGUGAAGUGUUCUCAAAAAACCAUGCAGCUCCUUUUUCCAAAGUGUUAACAUUCUACCGAAAAGAACCUUUCUCUUUGGAGGCCUACUACAACAGCCCUAAACAAUUGCCUUACCCAGAUCCCACAAUAGGACAGUACAUGAUCCAGAAAGUGGUCCCCCAGGCCACAGGUGAGAGUUCAAAGGUCAAGGUCAAAGUGCGGAUUAACAUCCACGGGAUCUUUAGUGUGUCCGGUGCAUCACUGGUAGAGAUGCAGAAGUGUGAGGAGGGCGAGGAGCCCAUGGAAAUGGAACAGAGCCCCACACAGACCCCAGAGAAGGAGGAAGAGAACAAAAUGCAGGUGGAGGAAGAUCAGCAGAAGAGUCCUGGUGAAGGGGAGAAGGAAAAUGAGGAGAAAAAGGUGGCCACGGAGGAAAUGGAGAUGUCUGCCGAAGAAGGCAAGCAAGAAAAAAAGUCUGAUCAGCCUCCACAAGCAAAAAAGCCCAAAGUGAAAACAAAAGUCCUGGAACUACCCAUCGAAAACAAUCCACAGUGGCAGCUGGCAAUUGAAAUGCUCAAUCUCUUUGUGGAGAACGAGGGUAAGAUGAUAAUGCAGGACAAGCUUGAGAAAGAACGAAACGACGCCAAGAACAAUCUGGAGGAGUAUGUGUAUGACAUGAGGGACAAACUGCAUGGAAUGUAUGAGAGGUUCAUCAGUGAAGGCGACAGAGACACACUUUCAUUAAAGUUGGAGGACACAGAAAAUUGGCUGUAUGAAGAUGGAGAGGACCAACCUAAACAAGUGUACAUCGACAGGCUUGCUGAGUUAAAGAAAUUGGGUCAACCCAUUCAAGACAGAUACACAGAGUUUGAGGAGCGGCCAAAAGCUUUUGAGGAGUUGGGAAAACAGCUUCAGCAGUACAUGAAGAUUGUGGAGGCCUUCAAAAUGAAGGAGGAGCAGUACGAGCACUUGGAUGAGACAGAGAUUGAGAAAGUGAACAAGACGGUGAGUGACGUCAUGAUAUGGAUGAACAGCAAAAUGAACCAGCAGUGCAAACAGUCUCUCACUCUGGACCCAGUGGUGAAAGUAGCAGAAAUUGCUGCAAAAACACAGGAGCUGUUUGCUGCUUGCAAUCCCAUUGUGACCAAACCCAAACCGAAGCCUAAAGUGGAGUUGCCAAAAGACGAUGCACCAGCAGAACAGAAUGGACCGGUCAACGGGCAGGAGAGCGCCGAAGUUGAGACCAGUGCCAACCAGAAGGACGCAGCGGAGAACACCGAAUCCAAGCCCGAUAUGGAUCUGGACUGAGUGGGAUGUGCACCUCACCCUGUCCCGAAUCUCAGUCACUGCUCUAGUCAUUCCUCCUUCCCUCCCUUGGGGUUGUUUUGGCAGGCAGAAUGAUUAGUGACUGCAUUGUGCAUGUUUUCUUUUUGUUUAAAAAAUUAAAUAAUAAUAAUAAUAAUAAUAAUAAUAAACAACUGAAAAUACAAUGCAAUAAGCCUGCUCAUUGACAUCAAUGCUGUGUGAACGUGGUCGAGUAUCUGUGUAGUCCAAAAUAUUUGGGUCUGUGCAACUAUUGGAUUUUAAUAAAAACGAACUUUAAAGUA
This is a messenger RNA of Electrophorus electricus (electric eel), 3000 nucleotides long. RefSeq names its product heat shock protein 4b (gene hspa4b). Lineage: Eukaryota; Metazoa; Chordata; Actinopteri; Gymnotiformes; Gymnotidae. Gene Ontology annotation, biological process: protein folding. The record is from RefSeq and is a predicted model, not a curated record. Gene Ontology annotation, cellular component: cytosol; nucleus. Gene Ontology annotation, molecular function: ATP binding; ATP-dependent protein folding chaperone.